AUGGCUCCGAUUACAGCCAGCCGAGAAGAAUUUGUCUCCCUCUUUGCUUGGAUCUGCUGCCAACGCAAAUCUUCCAAAUCAAAUAAGACCCCUCCUUACAAAUUUGUCCAUGUGCUGAAAGGUGUUGAUAUUUAUCCUGAGAACCUCAACAGCAAGAAGAAGUUUGGUGCAGAGGACAAGGAGGAAGCCAAGAGCAAGCCAGUGGUACCAAAAACCUCUCUCCACCUUGACCUAGAGAAGCGAGAUCUGAAUGGCAAUUUCCCCAAAACAAUCCCUAAAAUACCAAGUUCCUCAGAUCUUGAGAACUUUACUCCAAAGCUCUUUCCUGAGAGAGAGAAAGAUUCAAUAUCUCCUGAUAGCUUGAAGUCCACUACUUUAAUUUCUUCUGAAGAGAAGCAAGAUAAAUUAGGGACUCUCUUCUUCUCCAUUGAGUAUAACUUUGAGAAAAAGGCUUUCAUGGUGAACAUCAAGGAAGCACGUGGCUUGCCAGCCAUGGAUGAGCAGUCAAUGACUUCUGAUCCGUACAUCAAAAUGACAAUAUUGCCUGAGAAGAAGCACAAGGUGAAAACUCGAGUACUGAGAAAAACAUUAGACCCAGCUUUUGAUGAAACCUUCACCUUCUAUGGGAUCCCAUAUACUCAAGUUCAAGAUCUGAGCCUUCACUUUAUGAUCCUGAGUUUUGACCGAUUUUCCCGAGAUGACAUCAUUGGAGAAGUCCUCUUUCCUCUGUCAGGAAUCGAGUUGACUGAGGGAAGGAUGCUGAUGAACAAGGAAAUCAUCAAAAAGAAUGUUAGGAAGUCCUCUGGGCGUGGAGAGCUGCUGAUUUCUCUAUGUUACCAGUCCACAACAAAUACUCUCACUGUGGUUGUUUUAAAGGCCAGACACCUAUCCAAAACUGAUGUUUCAGGAUUAUCAGACCCCUAUGUCAAAGUGAACCUCUAUCAUGCCAAGAAAAGGAUCUCCAAAAAGAAAACCCAUGUCAAGAAGUGCACCCCCAAUGCAGUGUUCAAUGAACUCUUUGUCUUCGACAUUCCUUGUGAGGGUCUCGAAGAGAUCAGCAUUGAAUUCUUGGUUUUGGAUUCAGAUAGGGGAUCCCGGAAUGAAAUCAUUGGCCGGUUAACCUUGGGGGCUUCUGCAGAAGGAACGGCCGGAGAACACUGGAAAGAAAUCUGUGAAUACCCUAGGAGACAAAUUGCCAAAUGGCACAUGUUGUGUGAUGGCUAA
Messenger RNA from Rhineura floridana, 1224 nucleotides. It is a transcript of the gene SYT4, whose product is annotated as synaptotagmin 4. The transcript has 4 exons. Gene Ontology annotation, molecular function: SNARE binding; calcium ion binding; phosphatidylserine binding. Bases 1 to 1224 code for a protein of 407 amino acids. Gene Ontology annotation, biological process: regulation of calcium ion-dependent exocytosis; calcium-ion regulated exocytosis; regulation of dopamine secretion. NCBI's taxonomy places the organism in Eukaryota, Metazoa, Chordata, Lepidosauria, Squamata, Rhineuridae. Gene Ontology annotation, cellular component: synapse; membrane; axon. The record is from RefSeq and is a predicted model, not a curated record.